Messenger RNA from Puccinia triticina, 828 nucleotides. RefSeq lists its product as uncharacterized. The transcript has 3 exons. The coding region runs from base 1 to 828 and encodes 275 amino acids. Lineage: Eukaryota; Fungi; Basidiomycota; Pucciniomycetes; Pucciniales; Pucciniaceae. The record is from RefSeq and is a predicted model, not a curated record.
AUGCACAUCCAGAAACCACACCUCCUCGCAUUAGUUUUAGUUUCUUCAGCCUGGGCGUACCCUCUCGGCCAGAUCAACCAAGGCCAAGAGAGCGCGCCUCAAGUAAAAAGUCCACCCAGCUCUGGGAAAAUCGAUCCAAUACUUCAUAAGAAAAGAGACGUUCCCAUCGCGGGCAUGCCCGCCGGGGCGUCAUUAAACUCACUCAGGGGACUCAUCAAGCGAGCCGACGCCCCAGAAAAUCCCACAGAAGAUGAGGCGCUGAAGAAAACAAACAACGAUAAAAAAGACGAAGCUGAGAAGCCUGGCAAUCCCACCGAGAAAACCGAUGGAGCUUCUCCAACGGAAGGUGCUACCCGAAAGACAGGCAAUCCCACCGAAAAGACCAAUGAAAAAACCACCGAAGAUCCCCAGCUGCCGAAAUCUCAGACCAACGGUAUAACAACUCCAGGAAACAAAUUACUCGCGCCAGUUCCGACCAAUCCAACUGUCAAACCUGAAGAUGAGAAGCCCAAGAAAGAAGAAAAAAAGGCGAGCCCACCGCCGGCUGGACAGCCAAUCACGCUCGAUGUACCUAAGAUCAAAGACCGUUUAGCGGAGCACCGCAAGACAUUCGACGAGUUCACCUCAAAAGUCAGGAACCAUGUCGACGAGAAGCUGGAGAAAAUAGCAGAGGGCCAAAAGAAAGGAGGCGAGCCGACUCCCAUCCCAAUUAAGCCCACCACCGAGGUGAAGAUACCCCCACCAGAGAACUCGGACAAAACUUCUAAAAAAGAAGACCCCAAAACGAGCGAAGAACCCGCACCACCAGUAAACAGUAUGGCGAUGUGA